Messenger RNA from Pezoporus occidentalis (night parrot), 2951 nucleotides. RefSeq names its product melanocortin 2 receptor accessory protein 2 (gene MRAP2). Gene Ontology annotation, biological process: regulation of adenylate cyclase-activating G protein-coupled receptor signaling pathway; protein localization to plasma membrane. Gene Ontology annotation, cellular component: plasma membrane; endoplasmic reticulum. The coding region runs from base 2154 to 2774 and encodes 206 amino acids. The transcript has 4 exons. Gene Ontology annotation, molecular function: type 4 melanocortin receptor binding; signaling receptor regulator activity; corticotropin hormone receptor binding. The record is from RefSeq and is a predicted model, not a curated record. Lineage: Eukaryota; Metazoa; Chordata; Aves; Psittaciformes; Psittacidae.
AAGGUCAAUUGCAGGAGCUCCCGGUUAUGCCUCAGAGCUGUGGGAUGAAUCACUGCUGUCCAUUCCUGGCAGAAAGAGUGCUUGAGUGCAUCUUGUGGGGGACUUGCUUCCCUGAAGUGCUUAUCUGGCACCUGCAGUCCUUCCAUAACCUGAUGCAGUCUGGCAAAUGCACCAGACGGGCUGCUAUCGUGUCAGCUCACCCUGCUUUGCACUUCCUCAGGGGGUGCAAGGUCUUAAUGUUCACUGCUUUUGCUGUGCUGGUCCUUGUUCCACCAUGCUAAGCUUAUAAAGUAGAAUAAAAAGUUUGUUUUAACAUAUUUCAGACUGAGGUUUUGGAGGCAUUUGGACAGACAGAGCUUACAAGUCAGCUGUAACCUACUUUGGGACAAUGCUUAUGCUUAGCUGUACUGGAUGAUUUAGAGGCUUUAUAUGUCCCACAAAGCCGGAGGCACAGGUUAGCCUGGGAUCUGGUAACCCAGGUUGUAGUUAGCACCUCUCCCUCUGAAAGCGGCUGUCUACAGUAAAAGAAAGUCUAGAAAUGCUUGUACUGUCCAUGGUGAAACACUGGAACUUCUAGUCCUAAGACGAAGUGAGGACAAAUUCUUUGUGUCCUAGAAGUGGGUAUUCUCCUCAUAAAUCAUAAACGGACACAUCUGACUGGACUGGGAGAGAGCUUUUCAUAUGGCCCAAUUAAUUCCAUCUGCCUGCACUUGAGGUGGAGGAAGAAACAUUUUUCAGGCUGUUUAUACACCCUGUUCUGAAGUUUUCUGCCUGCAGAUUCCUGUUCAGCUCUUUUUAUAAUAAUAAAAGUGAGGAGGUGACAGCGAACUUCAGUUAUGUCAUAUAAGAAAUAUUUGAAGGAAAGACUCCUCUGGAAGGCUACAAAAGAGAAAACCAGCCCUUAAACAGGAAUAUGACAGUCUGUCAAGAGACAGGUCAUCAACAAAACAUUGAGGAGCAGGGGAAGAAGAUGGUGGGAACCCUGUGCAGCGCAGCGUAGUCUCAGAGCCCAGUCACAAAAUGAAACACAAAAUCUUGUAAGAGACAGUUGACAGAGCUGAAAUGGGAGUCAGCUAGGACAGUAAUCUUAGGUUUUAAACUGUGCCAUUUGCUUCUCCUGGAGGCAGUAGUUAUUUUAGUUGAUUACAACUAAGAAAAACUGAAGCCUAAUUAGAUAUUGUCUUUGAUUCCAGGAAAUAAGAAACUUUUCUAGUCACUGGGAAAGCAAAAGAAGAGCUUUACUGUUAACACAGGCACUUAAAGUUAGAUGUACCUCUUUCUAUUGUGUUCUUAAGUGUUGGUAGUAGAGGAUGGGAAACAGCCAUGAACUGGGUUGUCCAUUACAGCCACAUUUUUUCUUCCUCCUCUGUGCUUCAGGCUAUUUAUUCUUGCUGGGAGCUUUCUGAGUUGUAGAAAGAACUUUUUUACAAAUCUGAAAUGCUGUUCGUAUUCCCUGGGUGAAUUUGUGUUCCUCAUUUGUGCCUCAUUCUUGUUAUUUAUGUGUGUCCCUCUUUGCACUUUAGUUGCGCAGCCUUAGUUAAUCUAAUUAUCCUUAGGAAGGACUGACGUUUCGGUCAUUUUCAGAGACACUGUGAUUUAGGGCCCUUCUUGUAAAGAAAUUUUAGCUGGGUUCGACUGGCUCUGUGAAGUUUCAUUGUUCACAGGACAACUGAUUGCAGUAUUUCUACGAACUGCAUGAAGUCUUCACCCUGCUGGGUUUUAAUUAAAUGCAAAAUUACCCAAAGCUCAAUUUGCCUUUAUAAGAAGUAUUUUGUAAUAUGUUUCAAGUUGGGUGUCCUGGCUCCAGCUGCAGCCACAGAUGCUCUGUGCAGAGAUCUGCUUUCUUUUGGUGUGCAUAAAACUGUCUAAUAUUCUGAAAAAAUUACUUUGCAAAAUGCAGAUCCCUGGUGCAGGGUUGUGUUAAUGACAAGUAUCUAUCAAGGCAGUUUAAUGAUGCUCAAUGUUGCAUUGCAGUUUCUGUUAAUCUGUGGGGAAAAUCACUGCUGUUUUGUUUUUCUUCGGUAGUGGCGUAUUGAAGCUGAUAAUUUGCACAGAGAAAUUUAGGUUGGAAGGGACCUCUGGGGGUCAUCUGGUCCAACCUGCUGCUCAAAGCAUGCUCAACUAGAUCAGGUAUAUACUUAUUGAGGUGCAAGAUGUCUGCCCUGAGGUUGAUUUCUAACAGAACCUCCCAGCAGGCCUUGUCUAACUCUGAUUACACCUGGGACUAUGAGUACUAUGAGUAUGGACCAGUGUCGUUUGAAGGCCUGAAGGCUCAUAAAUAUUCCAUUGUGAUUGGAUUUUGGGUUGGUCUUGCAGUUUUUGUUAUCUUCAUGUUUUUUGUCCUGACCCUGCUGACAAAGACAGGAGCACCACAUCAAGACAAUGCAGAACCUUCUGGAAAGAGAUUUCGCAUGAAUAGCUUUGUGGCAGAUUUUGGAAGGCCUCUGGAGUCGGAGAGGGUCUUUUCUCGCCAAAUAGCUGAAGAAUCACAGUCACUUUUCCAUUUCUGUAUUAAUGAAGUGGAACAUUUGGACAAAGCAAAACAAAAUCAGAAAGGUCCAGGUCUGGAGAGUAAUACCCACUUCCAGGAAGCUCCCAAGAGCAGCGGUAUGUUUGAGGAAGACCUACACUGUCUUACAAAAUUUAACAUUCCUAACUUUGUGAAUGCUGAGCAGAACUCUUCGCUGGGUGAGGAUGAUCUCCUCAUCUCAGAGGCACCAAUCAUUUCAGACAGCAGAUCAGUCAUGCAAUCAUCCCAUCGGAUCCUUGACUAAAAAGCCUUUUACUUUAAGGUAAACAUUCCCGUUACUCUCCACUUUGAAGCCUUUCAUGGACUUCUGGUAUUGUGAUAGAAGGUAUUUCAGAUCUGUGUUUUCUACUGUAUGUAAGACUGUCUGUGCUCACCCAACUCAGUUUAGAUAUGAAGUAAACCACUUAAAGCUUAAUUCAGA